GCCCUAACGAUGGCCCCGACAUAACCUCUCAUCGACGACUGCCGAACGGGCGCGGAGGAAAGCGAAUUAAAUUAACGAGGGACUCGCGUAUAGGGACGAUUGUACGUUCAAGUUUUCCGCCUCUUCCUUUCUCAUCGACGCCCGAAUGGAUACGCAAACGAACGUCAACCUGCCAACGCGGCCGCAAAUGACGCUGCGAAACGUGAACUCGGGCAAUGCGUUCUACAUGCCUUUAACGUCGUUCGCAGAGAUGUGGUAUCAGAUAUUUCUCUGGGCCCUGUUCUCCUCGAUAUUCGUGCACACUAUCGCCGGCGCGAUCUGCUUCGCCACCCUGCGACAGCACAAAUACGGCAAAUUCUUUCCGCUGCUUAUCAUAAUAAUGGGCGUACUGUUGCCGCUGACGUCGGGCGUCGUCAGCUCGGCGGCGGUCGCCUUCGUGUACAGAGCGUCCGGCUAUCAAAUGCCGCCCUUGUACGCAUUGUUUUGGGGUAUCGGGCAGACCGUGGUACCGGUGUCCGUCGGAUUCACGCGAAUCUUAGCGACUUUGUAACCUGUCGUUACAGAAACUGCACUUGUGAUAUUUACGUGUACAUAUAAAAAUGGCGGUCAAGUUCUUUCUUUCUUUCUUUCUUUUUUUAAUUAUACAUAUGUACAUACAUAGGUAAGUCUAUUGUAGGCAUCCAAUUGCAUUGACGUUUAUUAGUGAACCGAACUGUAAAUACGGCAAAGAUUGUAAUGUACUGAGAAGAUAAGUAUUGCGAGAAUUUCGCGAUAAGAAACAAACGCAUUUAUCGAAUAUUGCAGUGAAAGCGUCACAAUUAUUACAUAUAUAUAUAUAUAUAGACAUAAAUUAGGUCACGG
Molecule: messenger RNA, 861 nt
Organism: Temnothorax curvispinosus
Lineage: Eukaryota; Metazoa; Arthropoda; Insecta; Hymenoptera; Formicidae
Product: transmembrane protein 170B-like
Exons: 3
Coding region: 146-550 (134 amino acids)
Source: RefSeq, a predicted model, not a curated record